Neurospora tetraspora is the source of this 507-nucleotide messenger RNA. RefSeq names its product TB2/DP1, HVA22 family-domain-containing protein. The record is from RefSeq and is a predicted model, not a curated record. The transcript is spliced from 5 exons. Lineage: Eukaryota; Fungi; Ascomycota; Sordariomycetes; Sordariales; Sordariaceae. Bases 1 to 507 code for a protein of 168 amino acids.
AUGUCUUCCCCUCAGGACCGCGCCCAGCAGUACAUCGGCCAGCUCGAUAAGGAGCUGUCCAAGUACCCUACCCUCAACAACCUCGAGAAGACCACCGGCGUGCCCAAGGCCUAUGCCGUCAUCGGCCUCGUUGCUCUCUACUUCUUCCUGAUCAUCUUCAACCUCGGCGGCCAGCUCCUCGUCAACCUCGCUGGCUUCGUCCUUCCCGGAUACUACUCGCUCAAUGCGCUCUUUACCUCUUCCAAGCAGGAUGAUACCCAGUGGCUCACUUACUGGGUUGUUUUCUCUUUCUUCACUGUCAUUGAGAGCUUGAUCAGCGUCGUCUACUGGUUCCCCUUCUACUACACCUUCAAGUUUGUUUUCCUCCUCUGGCUCUCUCUUCCUACCUUCAAGGGCGCCGAGAUCAUCUUCCGCUCUUUCCUCGCCCCCACCCUUGGCCGUUACUUCCAGAACGGCUCCACCGCCAGCGGCCUCCGCGCCAAGGCUGACGCUGUCCACACUGACUAA